GAUAGCUCGGAUGCCAGUGCAUUGAGAAGGGUAGGGGUCUCCCGAAACACACACAAGCACACAGGUCCUCGCGUAGCCGAAAGGGAGAGGAGGGAAUGGUACACACACACGGACGCUCAGGUGUAAGUGAUGCUACUGCAAGUUGAAGUCCUGGAAGUAAAACCGCAGCAGUUUAGGAAUAAACGGAUAGGAGACGUUUCCCGUUGCAGAGCGCACUCAGUUCAUUUGGAAUACAGAGACGCAGCGUGGAAUUACUGGAGCCCUCUGUUUGUGAACUAAAGUCAACGCAUUUUCGACAGCAUUGCCCAUUUUUAUUGGAUUUCUAUUCCUUUCCUUUCUUUUCUCUUCUUUUUUUUCUGUUGCUGUGUUUGACACGGUUUAUUAUUCCCCCUAUAUUCUAAUGUCGUGGAGUAAGCUAUCUACCCUUUUCAGUUUGUUUUAUGUUGUUUUAUUUUGAUUUUCUCAUUCUCUGAAAAAAAGCUUGGGUUCGUCUUUGCGGAUUGUGGUGAAAGAUACUCAAUCUCUCAAACUGAGUCGUGUCAUGGAUGGCAAAUUUAAUUUGCAUCUACGGAGCAAAUCGGGGAAUAUAGAAUAACUGCUGCUGACAGAGACAAGGACAAAUGACAUAGGAUGAACACUGCUGGUCAUCUCUGUCUGUCUGUGCUGUCAUUCCUCUUCGCACUGGCCUGGGCCGUGGAGCCGCUGGGUCAAGCUGCCCCCUGCUCCUCUCUGGUGGCCGGAGUCUUAUACGGCUCCUUCUCGCUCAAGGAUCUCUUUCCCAACCCAUUGGCUCUGGCAUCUGGAUGCUCCUGGACUGUGGAGAACCCUGAUCCCACCAAGUACUCACUGUAUUUCCGCUUCAAUCGCCAUGCUGGCACCUGUUUAGCUUUUUCCCCGGUGGUUCUGCCCCUGGACCACUACCUCUCAAAUCAGACUUGUGGUCCCCCAGACCAGCCCUUUCCUUCAGACUCGGAAGCCGUUGAGCUAUGCAUAGUCCCCGGACCACACACCUUCCUGCAGUUUGAUAAGAACUUUGUGCAGUUGUGCCUGACCGCUCACCCCAGCCCUGAAAACGGCAGCAAUGAUGAACAAGGGACAUCCGAGGGCCAGGAGCCUUUGUCGGAGGAAACUCUGAACUUCCGGCUUGUAGAAGUUUUGCUCAUCAACAACGAGAACUCCAGUCAUUUCACGUGUGGAGUGUUAUGUAGAUGGUUCGAGGAAUGCUUACAUGUAGGCUCAGGAUGGGAAGUCGAGAGUUGCAGUAUCACACAGACAGGUUGUGUGUGCUCGAACACCGCUCCUUCAGUGUCGCUUCUGCCAACCAGGCCCCACAACAACUCCUUGGACCCCAGCGUGAGUGUGUUGCAAUCACCGCCUGAUGACUGUUGUGUCACACAGCUGCAUUCGAAGAAUGGCAUUGCGAUAGCGCCAAGGGAUGUACGGCAAGAACCUGACGAUGAUGAGCAGAAGGUGAAGGUGAAGACGCAGAGGCCACGGUCAGCUGACCAGCCAGGUGUGUUUCAAGCACAAACAGGUGACCCAGCAGCAGAGGAGUGGUCUCAGUGGAGUGUGUGUUCGCUGACAUGUGGGCAGGGUUGGCAAGUUCGUUCGCGUUCAUGUGUGUCUUCUCCUUAUGGGACCCUCUGCAGCGGCCCGCUGAGGGAGACCCGACUCUGCAACAACACUGCCACCUGCCCAGGUGAGCCGCAGCAUCAAGCAGUGGAGGGGCAGUGGUUGGACUGGGCAUCCUGGUCUCAGUGCUCCAUUUCUUGUGGUUCCGGCACUCAGCAGAGGCAGCGGCGUUGCAGUGUGUCGGUACACGGCUGGGCUGAAUGUAAUGGGCCGCAUGCAGAAACUCGUGAGUGCACUAACCUAUCUUGUGGGGGUGGAGGGAACUGGGGUGCAUGGAAUCACUGGAGCCUUUGCUCCAAGACAUGUGACUCUGGUUGGCAGCGGCGCUUCCGUAUGUGUGAGGGAACUGGAAUCCAGGGAUACCCCUGCGAUGGCUCUGGAGAGGAAGUACAUGCCUGCAAUGAAAAGAAGUGCCCAGCACCUCAUGAAAUUUGUAAAGAUGAAUACCAAGUAUCCAUGACGUGGAAGAGAGCCUCAGCUGGAGAGACUGUGUACAACAAGUGUCCAUCAAAUGCCACUGGAUCUGCUAGUCGUCAUUGUAUGCUGGACGUUAAUGGAGUUGCUUACUGGGGUCCUCCGAGCUUCGCCCGAUGUGUCUCACUUGAAUAUAGAUAUUUACAUUUAUCUUUGCGAGAACAUCUUGCGAAGGGUCAGAGGACCCUGGCAGGGGAGGGCAUGUCUCAGAUCGUGAGGAGUCUCCUGGAGUUAAUGUCCCGUAAGAGUUAUUAUAGUGGCGACCUCUUAUUCUCCGUGGAGAUUCUCCGAAAUGUGACGGACACCUUCAAGCGAGCAACCUACAUCCCAGCUCCUGACGACGUGCAGAAAUUCUUCCAGAUAGUCAGCUUAAUGUUGGACAUUGAAAACCUGGAGAAGUGGGAAGAUGCUCAUGAGGUCUCUGCGGGUUCUGUCUUGCUGAUGCGAGUCGUGGAAGACUUCAUUCACCUAAUUGGAGAGGCUCAGAAACCAUUCCAGAGCUUUCUGGUUGUCACCAACAACCUCAUCAUCACUAUACAGCGAGAGCCAGUUUCAGCUGUUUCCAGUGACAUCAACUUCCCAAUGAAGGGGAGGAGAGGGAUGAAAGACUGGGCACGCUCCGCAGAUGACAAACUCUUCAUCCCUAAAGAGGUCUUGACUCUGUCUUCAGAUGAAUCAGACGACAUGCCAUACUUCGUCAUCGGAGCCAUCCUGUACCGCACCCUUGGCCUCAUAAUGCCUCCACCUAAAGAUCCAUUUGUGAUCAGCUCAAAGAUUCUGACAGUGACGGUACGUCCUUUACCAAAGCCCACUGAGCCCUUGGUAUCUGUGGAACUUGUCUCUUUGCUCAAUGGCACGACAGAUCCUCAGUGUGUCGUCUGGGACUAUGGAAACCUAGAGGCUGGCGAAGAAAACUGGGACGCAGAGAGCUGCCAAACACUCCCAUCGCUGGCAGUCUCCCACACCAAAUGUCUGUGCAGAAAGCUGUCCACCUUUGCAGUGUUAGCACAGAAAGCUAAAGAACCGGGUAUGGGGCCCUCCAGUAUGCCAUCUGUGCCCCUCAUGGUGGGCUGUGGCAUAUCCUGCAUGGCUCUAUUCAUUCUACUGCUUAUUUAUGCUGCCUUCUGGAGGUAUAUCCGUUCAGAGAGGUCCAUCAUCUUGGUGAACUUCUGCAUGUCCAUUUUGGCCUCCAAUGUGCUCAUACUGGUAGGACAGUCCCAAACUCUCAGUAAGGGGCUGUGCACUGUGACUGCUGCCUUUUUGCACUUCUUUUUUCUUGCCUCAUUCUGCUGGGUACUGACAGAGGCAUGGCAGUCCUACCUGGCCGUGAUUGGAAAGAUGAGAUCACGCCUCAUUCGCAAGCGCUUCCUGUGCCUGGGCUGGGGUUUGCCUGCUCUUGUGGUUGCUGUAUCUGUGGGAUUCACCCGGGCUAGAGGCUAUGGCACGCCGAGCUAUUGCUGGUUGUCUCUGGAAGGGGGGCUGCUCUAUGCGUUUGUCGGUCCCGCUGCUGUCAUUGUGCUGGUCAACAUGCUCAUUGGAAUAGUGGUCUUCAACAAGCUUAUGUCUAGAGAUGGCAUCUCAGAUAAGUCCAAAAAGCAGAGAGCAGGCCCGCCGUUGGAAGCGCGUAGCAGGCUGCUCCUGAAAUGCUCCAAGUGUGGGGUGAUCUCCAGCACGGCCCUGUCCAGCUCCACCGCCAGCAGUGCCAUGGCGUCUUUAUGGAGCUCUUGUGUGGUUCUUCCCCUGUUGGCACUAACAUGGAUGUCAGCAGUGCUAGCCAUCACAGACCGGCGCUCCACCCUUUUCCAGGUGCUCUUCGCCACCUUUGACUCAUUCCAGGGCUUCGUCAUCAUCACAGUCCAUUGUGCCAUGCGCCGAGAGGUACAGGACGCAGUGCGCUGUAGGAUGGGUGGCUGCAAAGACGACAGUGAAAACUCUCCAGACUCCUGCAAGAACGGACAGGUGCAGAUCAUGACGGACUUUGAGAAAGAUGUGGACUUGGCAUGUCAAACGGAGAGAGGACACCCAUUCAUCUUUAAGGAAGUGAGCACCUGUAACCCUGCUACCAUUACUGGCACUCUAUCCCGUAUCUCCUUGGAUGAUGAGGAUGACCCUAAGCUUGUAGCCCACCAGGAAGGAGUCAACUUCAGCAGCCUACCUGGGAACAUCCCUCCACCUAACCUUUUGAUACAAGUACCUCCUCUGGGUCCCCUGAAUGAGCUCAGAACAGACACUAAAAAAGAAGUCAAUGUGGAACAGCAAGGUCAGCACCAGCGAUCUGGACCCAUCUACUUGUGCACUGAAAGUGGGCUGGGAUGGGCCCGACCAAACCCUACUUCCACCCAAGAUUCAGUUGGUGGUGGAGGUGGGGAAGGGGACUACAUGGUGCUCCCACGUCGGACAGUCAGUCUCAAGCCCCCUCCUCCACCUCAGGAUGACAGCAAUCCCCUGAACAUUACAGUAGACGACCCACCCUUUCCUCCACCCCCUUCACCCAUGACUCUACAUCCAGCAGAGUGUGAGGCCUACCCUGCGGACUUUGCAGCGGUGGACCACAUCAACAUAAAUCUAAACCACUCCUAUGGCAUGCUGAAACAGCUGCCAGCCCAUGCUGGCCACACACACACACACUCCCACACCAACACCCACACCCUGCAGGUCAAGCAGAAUUGUCCAUCUACCCGACAGAUUCUUAGCUCGGGCACAGUGGAGCGCACCAGAACCCUUCCUCGCAACCUGGGCAGCACCAACACCAGCCUCUCAGCUGGAUCUUUGGAAAAGAAAAGAGUACGGUACUCUGAGCUGGACUUUGAGAAAGUGAUGCACACACGCAAAAGACACUCAGAGCUGUACCAUGAACUCAACCACUCCAACAAGUUCCACACCAUAGACAGGUAUAACAGGGAACCUGCCAUGUCGUCCUUCAAGGUUCCUCCUCCACCUCCACCAAGACAAUCUGAGCCAAUGUUAACACGGAGAAUGAGCUUCGUUUACAAAGAGAGCCAACGAUAAGUCAACCACAGAUGACCAACGAUCUUGGGACAGCUUUAAGACCAUGACCCCUGAGCAGACCUGUGGGUCCAAUGAACAUAAGGACAGACUGGAGUUAUGCAGUAAACCCUGGG
Molecule: messenger RNA, 5228 nt
Organism: Xyrauchen texanus (razorback sucker)
Lineage: Eukaryota; Metazoa; Chordata; Actinopteri; Cypriniformes; Catostomidae
Product: adhesion G protein-coupled receptor B2-like
Biological process (GO): peripheral nervous system development; cell surface receptor signaling pathway; negative regulation of angiogenesis
Cellular component (GO): plasma membrane
Molecular function (GO): G protein-coupled receptor activity
Source: RefSeq, a predicted model, not a curated record